Messenger RNA from Papaver somniferum (opium poppy), 348 nucleotides. RefSeq lists its product as uncharacterized. The record is from RefSeq and is a predicted model, not a curated record. Bases 1 to 348 code for a protein of 115 amino acids. Lineage: Eukaryota; Viridiplantae; Streptophyta; Magnoliopsida; Ranunculales; Papaveraceae. The transcript has a single exon.
AUGGAGACUCACCUCCAACAUUUGUCCAUUGCCUUCAGCAUACUCAAGGAGCAUUCUCUCUUUGCUAAACUUAGCAAGUGCUCCUUUGGACAGUCCAAAAUUGAGUAUCUUGGACACAUCAUUUCUGGUGAAGGAGUUGCAGCUGCCCCAGAGAAGAUAGCCUGCAUGGUGAAAUGGUAUGUACCCACCACCUUGAAGGAUCUUAGGGGAUUCCUAGGCCUUACAGGUUAUUACAGGAAGUUUGUCAAGAAUUAUGGUCUUAUUCGCAAGCCAAUGACAGACUUACUUAAGAAGAAUAAUUUUACUUGGAGUGCAGAAGCACAGUUAGCUUUCGAAAAACUUAAAUAA